Molecule: messenger RNA, 726 nt
Organism: Cydia fagiglandana
Lineage: Eukaryota; Metazoa; Arthropoda; Insecta; Lepidoptera; Tortricidae
Gene: Polr3H
Product: DNA-directed RNA polymerase III subunit RPC8
Exons: 4
Coding region: 71-715 (214 amino acids)
Biological process (GO): transcription initiation at RNA polymerase III promoter; DNA-templated transcription
Cellular component (GO): RNA polymerase III complex
Molecular function (GO): DNA-directed RNA polymerase activity; DNA binding
Source: RefSeq, a predicted model, not a curated record
AUACAUGUGUUUAGAAUUUAUUUUUUGUCGGCGCCCUAAUGUUUCUAAUUAAUUACAAAUUUAAAUUAAAAUGUUUGUGCUAGCAGAAAUGAAAGAUGUAAUACGGGUUACGCCCGAACACUUUCAUCAAAAUUUAUCAGAAUCCAUCACUACGUUACUAAAUAGGAAAUUAGCAAAUAAGGUUGUUUUAAAUGUAGGCCUAUGUAUAGCGCUAUUUGAUAUCACACAUAUCGGACAUUCAUACAUAUUCCCUGGAGAUGGGUCUUCACAUACUGAAGUCAAGUUUAGGUAUAUAGUAUUCAGGCCAAUGAUUGAAGAAAUACUGACAGGCAAAAUUAGGAGCUGUGGUAGAGAAGGCGUACAUGUUACAUUAGGAUUUUUUGAUGAUGUGUUGAUACCUGUAAAUGCUCUGCAGCACCCAUCCAGAUUUGAUGAGACUGAGCAAGCUUGGGUGUGGGAGUACCCUAAGGAAGAUGGAGAAAAACAUGACCUUUUUAUGGAUGCAGGUGAAACCAUCAGGUUUAGGGUAACAAGUGAAGCAUUUGAAGAGAGCUUACCAACUGGACCGCCCGGCUCCGACUGCCCAGUCCAAACAGUGGCUCCUUACAAAAUAGUUGGUUGCAUCAAUGAACCGGGACUCGGCCUGCUGACAUGGUGGGAAGCACCUGAAGCUGAUGAUGAUGGUGAUGAAAAUGAAGAAGAAAAUCAGGAAUAAACUAUUGUUUA